Molecule: messenger RNA, 3712 nt
Organism: Nothobranchius furzeri (turquoise killifish)
Lineage: Eukaryota; Metazoa; Chordata; Actinopteri; Cyprinodontiformes; Nothobranchiidae
Gene: brdt
Product: bromodomain, testis-specific
Biological process (GO): regulation of DNA-templated transcription; chromatin remodeling
Cellular component (GO): chromatin; nucleus
Source: RefSeq, a predicted model, not a curated record
UCGCUUCAAGUUCAACUGGAUUCUCUCAUAACAGCCAGUUUCUCUCCUCACCCUUACAUACACACAUCUGUUUUAAAUUCUUCAAACUAAAAUGUUUCGUGUGUAUCAACAGUAUUUUACUUGUGUGUUAAACCGCUUUGGUGGUAGGUGAAACCAGGUUGAAACACAAAUAGACCAAUCAGACAGAGGUUAGCACUUGGGUAUAAAACUAUGGCGGUUGACGUCGACACGUCUGCCGUAGUGUUGAACUCGAGAGCCCGUUAAAUCACUCAAGGUGUUUCGGAACGUGUGGGAUGAGCUCUGAAUUACAGCAGAUAAGUCUCCAGGUCGUUUUGUUUGGUAGAACAGAAUGUCUGAUGUGAAUGUCCUCCCCACUGGGAAUGGAAACCCACCCCCACCAGAAGUCCUAAAUCCCAACAAGCUUGGUCGUUUAACCAAUCAGCUCUUGUUUCUGGAGAAGGUAGUGAUGAAAGCUUUGUGGAAUCAUCAGUAUUCCUGGCCUUUUCACCAUCCCGUUGAUGCUGUAUCGUUGGGCCUCCCAGAUUAUUAUACAAUUAUUACAAACCCCAUGGAUCUGAGCACCAUCAAGAAAAGACUUCAGAACAGAUAUUACUGGGAAGCAAUGGAAUGUAUAACAGACUUUAGCACCAUGUUCACAAACUGCUAUACAUACAACAAGCCAGGAAAUGACAUCAUCAUCAUGGCACAGACCUUAGAGAAGUUUUUUUUGCAGAAACUGUCUCAAAUGCCAAAGGAAGAGUCUGUUACCACUGUCGCCACCGUGGAGCCAGCAAAAGGGAAAAAGGCAACAGCAGCAGGUGCAGUAAAGCAGAGAUCUCUGGCAUCAGAAGUCAUUCUCCAGCAGACGGUCACAGUCGUUCCCCUUGAUCAGAUCAACCAGCCCAGCCAGCUGUCUGAACAAACCACAGUGACCAUUAAAAAAGGCUUGAAGAGGAAAGCUGAUGCUGCCAUCCCCACAACCUCGGCCGUCAACAACAGUGGGGUAUCUGCUGGGGAGGAACAUUCAGCGUCUUGCACAUUGUUCUCCAGGAGAGGCAAUGGGCGGCCCAUCAAACCUCCCAAGAAGGAUUUGCCCGUGUGUGAGGGCAAGAGGGACAAACUGCCUGAGCAGCUAGAACACUGUGACCGUAUUCUGAAGGAGAUGGUUUCUAAGAGGCACAGCACAUAUGCCUGGCCCUUUUAUUUGCCAGUGGAUACGGUUGCUUUGGGCUUGCAUGACUACCACGACAUCAUCAAACAGCCUAUGGACCUGAGCACCAUCAGGAUUAAGAUGGAUCAACGCGUCUACGCUAACGCCAAGGAAUUUGCUUCUGAUAUCCGACUAAUGUUCUCCAACUGUUACAAGUACAACCCACCGUCACAUGAAGUGGUCUACAUGGCAAUACAGUUGCAGGAUGUUUUCGAGACUCUUUAUAAGAAAAUUCCCCAAGAACCAGAAGAUUGUUCCAAAUCCCUUAAAGCUGCCGACAAAGUGAAAAGAAGAGUUGGAAGUAUCUCAACCUCAGAGAGUUCUGACAGCGAAACGUCCUCAGAGGCUGAGGGGCCUUCAGAUCAGUUUGCCAUGCAGUUGGCUCAUCUAAAGGAGAAGCUGCAGGUUGUUCGCAGUCAGCUGAAGAAACUAACUCACGGACCGCGAUUAAAACCUAAGGGAAAAGAGAAGCUGAAAAAAGAAAAGAAACCUUGUAAAACGGUUAAUUCUCGACUAAAGAAAACUACUCCAAAGCCUCAAGCUGUUGGAGAAAAAAGCACUAAAAGCAAAAACACCGUUUUACAUGGAGACAAACCUCACGACUACAGGAAACCCAUGCAAUCAUUAGAGCCAGUCACUUACCUGGAGAUGAAGCAGCUACAGUCAGACAUAAACAAAGUUCCUAGCGACAGACUGUGUGAGAUGCUGAAGAUCAUUCAGAGCAGGGAGACCUGUCUGCAACACGCUACACUUGAGGAGGUUGAAGUUGAUUUUCAAAUGCUCAAGACUUCGACUCUGAGAGCCCUACAGAUGUUUGUUGCAUCAUGUGUCAAGGAACGCAAAAAUUGUGGAAGAGAGAAAAAACUGAAGGCCAAAGGAGGAAAGCAGACUGACAAAGUAAAGAAUGGUAGAAAACUAAAAAUUAUCGCCAAUGAAAAGCAGGUGCUUAUGAAGCAAAAGCCGCAAGUUGUGGCUUCACCUAAAGCCAGUAGCCAGUCCUUCCUCAGCAGCAGCUCAUCGUCCAGUAGCAUCAGCAGUUCCAGCGUCAGUACGUCUGAUAGCAGUGACUCUGAAUCAGUUUCUGAAAUACAGAAGCUUCAAGACUCUGGCCAAAAAGCUAAAAGAAAGUUUGUGGGUACAGAAAAUCGAUGCUCCCCAAUGGAGCAAAAGGCAGACCAGACCUGUGACGAGCGGAUUUCACCAGGUCUGUCGGCCCUCUUAUCCCCCCUGGUGUCUCCGAUAGUUCCUCCUGACUGGACUGCUGCCAGAUUUGAGGAUCCUGUGCUGUCUCCUCUCGGAGACAGUCCAUUGAAGACCAACAAAGAGACAAGAUACAUGAUGAGGCCAGAUUUCAGUUACCCUGAAGACCUUUGUGAUGGUCAGGUGACCAACGAGCCUCAUAACAACACUGUAAGUAAAUCAGCGAAAGGGGAAAUCCCUCUGAUUCCUAAAAAGGACGUUGUCCUAAAAAAUACUCAGUCUUGGGCAAAGCUGGUGAGGCAGUCGGUCAAUCCAGCUACAAUCAAGUCCUCCAAAGAGAGUUUCCAGCAGUUUCGUAAAGUGGCGAUGGAAAAGGAAGAACGGCAGAAAGCGCUGAACAAGAAACAGCUGGAUGAAAACAAAGAGACGGAGACUCCUGAAAAGAGCCUGUCGGGUCCAUGUAAAACAGAACCAGUUCCACAGCCUAUAGGAAAGGGAUCUGAUGUUUUGGACAGCCUGUUCCAAGAGGCUGCCUUGGACAUCCCCAAACCUAACGAGUGUUCUGCUAAUGAAACACAAUCCCAGUCAGCUGUGAACAAGGAGAGAGAAGCGGCCCGGAGAAAAGAGCAGGAACGCCGCAGGAGAGAGGCUAUGUCUGCUGUUGACAUGACCCUGCAGUGGAACAUAAUGAACAUGUUUGAGUCUAACCUGGAUUAAGGCAGCAGAAAUGGACCUGAAUUCCUGUUUUUCCCUAAUUGUGUUGUGUGAGCGGUUUCUGUCGCAAAAAGCCUGUGUGUGUGUGGGUGUGGGUGUGUGUGUUGCUGAAACUAGUAAAGAAAAAUGUGACUGGAGAAAGUGUUAGUAUUCAAAGGAUCCAGGCCUUUGAUUGGACUCUGUAUUAAAGCAUUUUAUGUAAGUGUCAGAAUUGCUUGGAGUUCACUUCUGUUUUAGGAGUUAUUGCACUUAAACACUGUUGGAUUCAGAUUUGUGCUGAUCUUCUUGCCACAGUAUUUGUUUCCUGAAUAUAAAGCAAGACGGAGACUAAGCAUGUUAAAGUCAGUUACGUGACCCUCCUGUGAUUUUUCUUUGUAACUAACUGUGAAUGAGUCCUUUGAGGGUUUCUACCUUGUCUUUUGCCGAAUGAUGUGGGGGAAAUGUUGCAUGAUGCUGGUUCUGUGUGCACCUGUCUUUGUUGCUCAGAUUUUUUUUAGUUGUUUAUAAUAUUAUUCAAAUGUUCUCCACACAUAUUUAUGUUGUUGCUUUUUUCUUACAGUAUAAUAAAUAUUUUCACUAAAGAACUGA